AGUUUUGCCUGGAUGAGACGGGGAGGGAGAGCGAGCACAGACAGCCUUCCUGGUUUGAAGAGGAGGAUCUGAUCUGCUGGGAAGCGAGAGGAAGGCAGGAGCCGUCCGUUGUGACACUUGCUGAUAAGACUUUGUAGUAGGGCAAUGCUUAUAAGAUGGAUGAACAGGCUUAUUUUAGAGCACAUAUCCUGUGCAGAAAAAUGAAGUUGUUCUCCUCAUGGUGGUGAAACAGAUGCCACAAUGGGACGUGCACAGACAGGACCUGAGCUCAACAGCAGCAAGUCUCCCCAUUGGUGAGUCCCAGAAACAGCCAGUCUGGUGCAUGACUGCUGCUCAUGGCUCUCUGCACCUCUGGAGAGAUACGAUGGUGGACUUUUCUCGCAGAAGACCUCUUCUUCAGUCAGACUAUUGCUGUACUCUUCCUUGGACACUUUAAGCCAUGCAAUGGGGAAUCCAACCCAUCAGGUGAAGGGAAUCCUGGGAGGAUCAGUCUUGUUUCCUGUCAAUAUAUCUCAAGGAAUAACAGUGGAGAAAAUGGAAUGGGACUUUCUACCCCAAAGGGGUGGCCUGGGCUUUUGGCUGGGGGAAUUCAGUCAUGGGAAACUGGAGCAACAAAGUCCCUCCGACCGGUUUGGACAACGGCUAGACAUGGUGGAUGAGACAACACUGAGGAUCAAAGACCUGGAGUUGGAUGAUGGUGGGAUCUACAAUGCUCGCAUCUGGCUUACUAAGUCACAGUUUCAAGAACAGAGUUUCAGCCUCACAGUUUAUGAGCCAGUGCCAACACCACAGAUACACUUUCAGGAAGUCUCCCAGACUUCAGAGGGAUGCAAUGUGACCCUGCAGUGCCAGGCACCUAGAAAGGAAGAGUUCAGUAUCUCAUGGAAAAGAGGGAAUCCCCCAAGGGCAUUAGGAAACAGCCUGUACGAGUAUCAGCUUUCUGACAGUGGAAGGAAUCUCUGUGUCUUCUGGCGAAAAGACUCUUCGGACUCGGCGUUCACCUGCCUGCUUACUAAUUCUGUUGACCAAAAGAAUGCCUCCUUUGACUUGCUCAAAAUUUGCCCAGGUGUACAGGUCAGACGCCAGAGACAUAUCAUUAUCUCCACUGCAGUUGUCAUGUUGCUGAUCAUGAUGGUGGCGGCAGUGAUGUGGAUGUGGAUGAGGAGGAAACGAAAAUUCAAAAAGAAGGAAAGAGAUAUUCACUCAUUGAUACUAGAGGACUUGGAGAGCUCUUCUGCACACCGGAACUCAGCAAGAAAUCCACAACAAGAUGGUGAUAAUCAGGUUUUCUGGGACAGAACGGAAGUUACAGCGAGUUCCCCACCACUCUGGAAAUCCUGUCCUUCUGUCUGUUCUGACUCUGUAUCAGACCCAGAAUCUUCAGGGAAUGAAGCCAAGGACCUGGAGGAGAAGGCACCCUUCUUGAAGAUGGUGCUAGAGAUCCCAUUAAGAGACCAUCAGGGGAGAGAACCACCAAAGACCCCUCCUGGCCAUCAGUACUGGUGGUACCAAACGUACCCUAAAACUAAACAGUGCUGGCAACGGCGCCAGGAUUCCAUUGUUGAAUUAACUGGACAAGGGUCAAAGUUGCCAACUAAGUAUAUUAAGGUCAUUAGUAUAACAAAGGAAGCUGCUUAUGCCAGAGGGCAAAUGUGUCGGCCCCCUCCCUCACUUGGCUGGCAGUGAAAAAGAGUUGAGUGUGUGUGAGCUGGGCUAAAAACAGGCGGGUGACAGAAGCCAGAGAGUGAAAGCAUGCCUGAUUUCUUUGUUUGUGUCUGUGUAAUUUUUAGUUUUCAAUUUUACAGUUUAAAACAUCAAUGACUUCCCUUCUUCUCUUUUCAUGGUUCAAUUUGCAUACCAUAAAUCCCUGCACACAAGAUGACCCGGAUGGUCGCCAGUUUCU
Messenger RNA from Podarcis muralis (Common wall lizard), 1903 nucleotides. The record is from RefSeq and is a predicted model, not a curated record. NCBI's taxonomy places the organism in Eukaryota, Metazoa, Chordata, Lepidosauria, Squamata, Lacertidae.